AAUAUUUAUUUUCCUUUUCUUCUGUCACCCCACCCCCUUUGCUGUAUCCAUCAUGCAUGUGGCAUUUGUAUAUGUUAUUACUAUUAUACUAUGCAUUUUCAUUACUUUAAAUAACUUCAUGGCAGUUCAACGAUGCAGCCCGUUUGAUAUUCGAACACCUGUGAGAUUUUCCACAUUAGGAAGUCGAGACUCAGCAAGAGACCCGCAUACCUUGGUUCAGCUUACCUCUUUUAUGGCGAUAAACAAAUUUCAGCCUUUCCAUGUAUCCAUUUGCAGUAAUGCUCUUCUACUUCUGGAUUUCCAUAGCCAUCUAACACAAAGUGAAGUAGCUGGAUAUCUUGGGGGACAAUGGGAUACCAACAGCCAGUUACUUACUGUGCUCCGUGCCUUUCCCUGCCGUUCUCGUCUCAGAGACACAGAGACCGCUGCUGCAGCAGAAGAGGAGGUGAUAUGUGGGGAAAGUACAUUUUUAUGUAGUUGGCUAAGAUAGCAUGAAUGACCUUUACAGACAUGAGAAUAAAAUAAUG
Molecule: messenger RNA, 527 nt
Organism: Rana temporaria (common frog)
Lineage: Eukaryota; Metazoa; Chordata; Amphibia; Anura; Ranidae
Product: MPN domain-containing protein-like
Exons: 4
Coding region: 53-490 (145 amino acids)
Biological process (GO): double-strand break repair
Cellular component (GO): BRCA1-A complex; BRISC complex
Molecular function (GO): metallopeptidase activity; polyubiquitin modification-dependent protein binding
Source: RefSeq, a predicted model, not a curated record